UUCCACGUUCCAAACCUGAUCAUCCUAACAUUUUCCGGUGACAUUGAAAUAUUGAAUGUCACCAACUCUCUGGAGCCUCGGCUUAUAUAACCCAACAGCCACUUUGUUAUUUUUAACAGAAAAAAGCAAAUUCCUCGACACAUUUGAGUUGAGAGGUCACGUUCAGAUCAACCAGAGCCACCAAACUGAAGUGACCAAACUGCCCCAUCUCCCUUCAACUUUCUCCAGCUUCAAGCAUCCUCUGCAACUAAAACAAGUCUUUCCUGCCAAAACCCACUUUGGUGAACCUGAUGCCUAUGGUGAGGAAUGUUGGUUAGGACUCAUUUGCCCAAUUCAGGCAUUUCUACAAACGGGUUUUGAAUUUCUGCAAUGAAAUGAUUAAGGGUUAUUGGAAAGUUUGGAUCUUUCGAACUUUCCGUGGACCAGUUGCAAUUGGUUCAGUGCUGUCCUUUCUUUUGGCCAUGGCAUUUGCAUAUAUGUAUUUGUUCCCCACUGUUCCCCCUGUAGUUCGAACUUAUGGAAUUCCGGAUUCCGGUAGUUCUAGUUCAAGUAGUUCUGUUGAGAAGUGCAAUGUUUAUGAGGGAAGCUGGAUUGCAGAUGAAAGUUACCCUUUGUACAAUGCAACAUUGUGUCCGUUUGCAGAACAUAGAUUUAAUUGCUUGGCUAAUGGAAGGGAAGAUACGGGUUAUGCCAAGUGGAGGUGGAAGCCUAAGAGUUGUGAUAUUCCAAGAUUUGAUGCGCGUAGAGUGCUUGAAGGGCUUCGUGGAAUGCGAGUUGUUUUUGUGGGUGACUCACUAAGUAGAACACAGUGGGAGUCUUUGAUAUGUUUACUCAUGACAGGGGUGGAGGAUAAGAAGAGUGUUUAUGAAGUGAAUGGGAAUAAAAUCACCAAGCAGAUUAGAUUUUUAUCGGUACGGUUUGCAACAUUUGAUCUCAGAAUGGACUUUUACCGGUCAGUCUUCCUAGUGCAGCCUGCUUCAAAGCCAGCGCGAGCACCAAAGAGGGUUAAGUCAACGCUCAGAAUCGACAAGAUGGAUGAUAUUAGCAAAGAAUGGAUUGAUUCAGAUAUUUUGAUCUUCAAUUCAGGGCACUGGUGGACGCCAAGUAAACUUUUUGAACUGGGUUGCUAUUUUCAGAUGGGUAAAUCACUGAAGCUUGGAAUGCCGAUAAAUACUGCGUUCAAAAAAGCAAUGGACACUUGGGCAUCUUGGGUUGAAGCCACAAUCAACACAAAUAGAACAAGUGUCUUCUUCAGGACUUUUGAAUCGUCACAUUGGAGUGGCCGACACCGUAAUUCUUUCAAAGUGGGUCUACGCCCUUGGUUAAGCUCUUGGGGAAUGGAUCGAAGCCCAGUUUCAGACACCAUUGUGAAGGUUGUGGGGCAAAUGGCAGUUCCUGUAACAAUUAUGCAUGUUACACCUAUGGGAGCAUUCCGAAGUGAUGGUCAUGUGGGUACUUGGAGUGACAAUCCAUCUGUGCCUGAUUGUAGCCAUUGGUGCCUACCCGGCGUACCUGAUAUGUGGAAUGAAAUUCUCUUGUCAUAUCUGCUACCAUGAAUGUUUGUUGGAACAGCAGAUACCUUACAGAAUGAGAGAUUUCCUGCCUUUCGACUUCGACUUUGAUCUCCUCGGAGAAUCCUUCUGUGUUAUACCACCAUUGUUUUAUUGCCCGUGGCUGUGGAACCAGGCAAAUUGAUGGGACUUGACAUUCCAGUUGAAGCUUCCCUUUCUGUAGCAUAGUUGCUCACAAGAUCUAGUAUUUAGAUGUAUAAUUUGUAAUUUGUAUAAAAAACAAGUGGCUGUAAUGCCCAGUUGGUGCAUCAUUUGUAAAUUGACAUGAAUCACAAAUUCUGAGUUUUCGUUU
This is a messenger RNA of Argentina anserina (silverweed cinquefoil), 1863 nucleotides long. Its product is annotated as protein trichome berefringence-like 7. The record is from RefSeq and is a predicted model, not a curated record. Gene Ontology annotation, cellular component: Golgi apparatus. The transcript is spliced from 4 exons. Lineage: Eukaryota; Viridiplantae; Streptophyta; Magnoliopsida; Rosales; Rosaceae. The coding region runs from base 375 to 1556 and encodes 393 amino acids. Gene Ontology annotation, molecular function: O-acetyltransferase activity.